Molecule: messenger RNA, 921 nt
Organism: Phlebotomus argentipes
Lineage: Eukaryota; Metazoa; Arthropoda; Insecta; Diptera; Psychodidae
Product: probable glutamate receptor
Exons: 1
Coding region: 90-782 (230 amino acids)
Cellular component (GO): membrane
Molecular function (GO): ligand-gated monoatomic ion channel activity
Source: RefSeq, a predicted model, not a curated record
AUAUUUUUCCUUGAGUUUAACUUUAAAUCGACCUCUUAGCUAAAAAAUCUUAAGUCACCACAGAAAUCUUCUCCGGCGUGGAAGUGCAGAUGGUGAAAGCUCUGGCACAGGCGCUCAACUUCCGCGUCUCCUUCUACCAGUCGCCGAAUCCCGACACCGAGAAGUGGGGGCGCUUCCAGCUCAACGGCACAUUCAGCGGUUUGCUGGGGGAAAUCGUGUCCGGCAGAUCUGACUUUGCGCUCGGCGAUUUCCACUACACGCGCUACCAUCUGGGGCUGAUGGAUCUCAGCAUUCCGUACGACACUGAGUGCUGGACCUUCCUCACGCCCGAAAUCCUCUCGGACAACUCCUGGAAGACACUGAUUCUGCCCUUCAGUCCGGAGAUGUGGAUCGGUGUGUGUGUGUCACUGCUCGCCGUCGGACUCAUCUUCUUCCUCCUCUCCACCUUCUAUGUCUACAUUCACCACAAGAUGACACCACACCACACCCAAAAGCAUUUCCGCGUGCAGAAUCUGGUCUUCUGGACGACGCGUGUGGAGCAGGAAGCGCCUGAGAAUCCGCCCAAAGUGACAGAGCCACGCAGAUCCAAGGAUAUCUUUGAUGACUUCUCCAAUUGCAUCCUCUACACGUACAGCAUGCUUCUGCUUGUCUCCCUGCCGCGGCUUCCGCGCGCCUGGGCCAUCAGACUGCUCACCGGCUGGUACUACAUCUACUGCAUCCUUCUUGUCGUGGCCUACAAGGCUAGCAUGACGGCCAUCCUGGCCAAUCCCGUUGCCAGGUGAGUUGAGCAGAUUCCAAUGACUUGAGCCAAUCUAUAUUUAAAGACUUCCAGCACCUCUUGUGGUGGUUUGACAAAUUUCUAAUGUUCAGAAGACUUAUGAUGCUCAAUAGGAGCUUUCCAAAGAGCCCAAAAUCAACAAU